AUGAAGACUUCGCAGGUCGUCAUCACGUCGCUCUCGCUGCUCACGGCGGGCGCGCUCGGGUACGCCAUCUACUUUGACUACAAGCGACAGACGGACGCCACCUUCCGCAAGUCGCUCAAGAAGGACUCGAAGAAGACGUCCAAGGCGUCCAAGAAGGAGGCCGAGAGGCGCGCAAAGGCCGAGGAGGCCGUCAUCCAGCAGCUCCUCGACGAGAUCCGGCAGCCGGGCGUGCUGCCCGCCGACAUCGAGGCAAAGGAGCAGUACUUCCUCCAGCACGUGUCGCUCGGCGAGCAGCUGUUUGCCCAGGGCCCCGAGCACUACCUCGAUGCGUCGAUCGCCUUUUUCAAGGCGCUCAAGGCCUACCCGGCGCCCGUCGAGCUCAUCAUGAUCUACCAGAAGGCCGUGCCCAAGGAGGUCUUUGACUGCAUCAUGAGGAUCGUCAGCAAGGACAUCGCCAUGGGCGGCGGCGAGGAUGGCGCCGGUCCCUCGGCGGCAGCCGGGCUCGCAGGCCAGAGCGUCGGGAACCUCGACGACGUCGACGAGGACGGCCCCUCGGCGGCCGCCGCCGAGGUCCACGCCGCCGAAAAGGCAAAGCAGGCCAGCGGGGCCGACGACGGCGACGACGACGACAACUCGGGCGCGCAUGCCACCUCGGCCGCCAAGGAUGAGACGGCACCAUCCGCACCUGCCUCGUCGACCGCCGCCUCUUCGAGCAACCAGCAGUCGCAGCAGAACAACGGCACCGACAGCGGCACCACGUCUUCGCAGGAGUGGGACACGCUCUCGGCCAACAGCCUCAACGACACCGGCGUCUUUGUGCCGUCGAGCCAGCAGGCCGCCACCCCGGCUGCCGCUGCCGCCUCCUCCGAGGCGGACGAGACCACGUCGGUCGAGACGGCCGAGGCCGCCGCGCCCGAGGCUAAGGUCGUCGAGGAGUCGGCCACCCCUGUCGAGACCGAGCAGCCCACGCCCGCCGAGUCGAGCGAGACGACCUACGAGAAGACCGAGGAGCAGCUGGCUGCGCCCGUCGACACCGUCGGCGCCGAGGCCGAGGCCGAGGCUGAGGCCGCCGACGGCGAGGACCAGUGGGAGGACGAGGAGAAGAAGGCGUCCAACUAG
Pseudozyma flocculosa PF-1 is the source of this 1119-nucleotide messenger RNA. RefSeq lists its product as uncharacterized. Gene Ontology annotation, biological process: protein targeting; tRNA import into mitochondrion; protein import into mitochondrial matrix. Gene Ontology annotation, cellular component: mitochondrial outer membrane; mitochondrial outer membrane translocase complex. Lineage: Eukaryota; Fungi; Basidiomycota; Ustilaginomycetes; Ustilaginales; Ustilaginaceae. Gene Ontology annotation, molecular function: transmembrane protein transporter activity. The record is from RefSeq and is a predicted model, not a curated record. The coding region runs from base 1 to 1119 and encodes 372 amino acids. The transcript has a single exon.